CGCUCCAGGUCCCAAAGUGGCCACAGAGACUCUGAGACUCGGACUAAAGUGGCAAGAUGAGCGCCCUGUGUCCGCUCCUGUCUGCCCUCUUUCUGGCACUGCUAUACCUGCUCCAGACCACAAAUGGAGUUUCCUAUUUCGGGGACAGCUACUGUCGAAUAGAUGCCGUUCAAGACCUGUCAAGUUUUCAAGUGUCGCUCCAAUUUAAAACAAGCAGACGAAGCGGGCUGCUCCUACUGGCGGCGGGACAUAAAGAUUACCUCUCACUGGAGCUCUUCAAUGGCAGAUUACAGGCUAGGAUUGAUAUGGGAUCCGGAGAAAAUGUUCUCUCCUCCGCCGUGGGUCUCCAGCUCAGCAACCUUCUGGACCAUCAUGUGUCUCUCAUUCUGAAAGACUCCAAACUUACUAUGGCUGUGGACAACUUGUACGAAACCUUCACUGAAUUUGAGAAUAAAGACGAGGACCUAAACAUCGACCAGGGAGUGUUUCUUGGAGGCGUGAAGGACCUGGAAGUGGAGUACCUCAGCACAGCUGUUCCCUCCAUGCGCGGCUGCAUGAGCAACGUUAUGUUUGAGUCUCACGACUUUGAUAUUCUGGCUUCAGCAGCUUCAAUCUGCUAUGACACCAAGGAGAGCUGCAGCAGCGAGUUUGAGGCAGGGGACGGAGACACCACAAGCUUUAUCAGUCCAGAAUCGUUCAUCUCGUUCCCUACCUGGACCAGACCUAGCUCAGGCUCCCGUAGCCUUGAGAUGCUGAUGAAGACGACCAUUGAAGACGCUCUGUUGCUCUUCCACCCAGGUAACCAGGCAGACUUCAUUGCGAUCGGAAUGGCAGGAGGGUUCCUAAAAGGUGUAAUGGAUCUGGGAAGUGGAAUGUAUGUGCUAGACAAUGUGGAAGUGAAAGUGGAUGAUGAUCAGUGGCACAGAGUAAAAGUUCAGAUCAACCCUGAUGAGUUCCAGAUAAAUGUGGACAGUCAACUGGUUUCACUCCCUCUUAAUGAGACAGAAAAGCUGGAUCUAGUUGGGAACCUGUACCUGGGAGGCAUUCAAAGGAAGAUGAAGGAUGUGUUUCAAGGUUAUUUGGCUCGUGUGGAGGAGGAGGUAACAACUGAGUCCUUUAUUGGAUGUUUAGGAGAAAUCAAGGUGAAUCAGAAGGGCAGAAGCCUGCAGGAUGCUUUGAUAACUAAAGACAUUCAUGUGAAAUGUGAAGGAGAAUAUGAUUACUCCACUUACGAUGAGGAUUUGGAGUUAACAACUACACCUCCAGUAAGAAUCACAUACAUAGAUACUGAUGAAAGACACUGUGUCCCUACAAAGGACUGGCCAGAGAUGCUCCGCAAUAUUUCCAGGCUCCUAGACAUCACUCCACUGCUGGUUCCUGAGGGAGGAGAGGCAGUCAUCGACAUUGUAAACCUACACCCAACAUUUAACCUAAAAGCUGCGGGUGUCCGUGAAUCUGAGAUCAUCUUUACUCUGCUAAACAACCCCUGGUAUGGACUGGUUGAUAUGAACUUAAGACAGACAAGAGUAAAGAAGUUUACCCUUCUGGAUGUUGUCAACAAGAAAAUCAAGUAUCUUCAUGACGGCAACGAAAAGUAUGGAGAUCAAAUCCAGCUGGAGGUGACUGUACAUGGAACAAAUGUCCCAGAAUGCUUGAGUGCUGCACGCAAGUAUGUGCUACCGGUGGAGAUCAUCCCCGUCAAUGACAUCCCUCAGCUCAGUAUAGGUGACAUCUCAAUCACAGCUAACGGGCGCACACGUUUGAGCCCAAACCUCAUCAAAAUCUCAGACUCGGACAAUCGUUGUGAUGAACUGAAGGUCACAGUCACGUCGGAACCUACUGCUGCUGGAUAUCUGGAGAAUGCUCAACAGCCAGGAUUUGGUCUUAGGGAGUUCACUUGUAGACAACUUAAAGAAGGAAAUAUCUACUACGUGCACAAGGGAGGAGAAGUGGCAGAACUUACCCUGCAGGUCUCAGAUGGAGAUUUGCUUAGUCAUUCGAGCACCUUCAAGUUUCUUAUCACACAGCCACAGAUGACUCUAGUCACAAAUACUGGCCUUAUAAUCACUCAGGAUGAAAGCGCCCCUAUUGGAAUACAAAAUCUGGCCAUUUCUGCAACUCCUAAAACUGGAGACGUUGUAUAUAAUGUCACUCAGCCACUUCAGUUUGGAGAACUGCAGUUGAUCUCAGACAAUGGGGUACCAAAAAGAGUCACACUAUUUCAUCAGUCUGAUCUGGAGCAGAACCGACUGCAAUAUGUUCCCAAUCUCACAAGUGAUCUCAAGGGCACAGAAACAGAGUUUAUUCACUUCACUGCACAGCUUGGACAGGUCAUUCUCCCAGACAACUUAUUUAUGAUUAAGAUCAUGCCUGCCCUUAUAGGAAUAACUAAAAGUGUUCAUCUGGAAGUUGAAGACGGGCAGCAAAAAGUCAUUAAAUCUGAGGAACUACAAGCCUUUGUGAGGGAAAGCAACUUUGAUUCAAGAUCAGUCCAGUACAUAAUUACGAAAAGCCCAGUCCAGGGAGUCUUGAUGCUGCACGAUAAAGAGUUGUCUGAUGGAGAUACCUUCACCCAACAAGACAUUCUCGAUGGUUUCAUCAGCUACAGCCCUCGUGUCCGCAGAGCGGUGGACUUUGAGGAUCAGUUCCAGUUCAAAGUAUUCGCAGAGGAUCAAUACUCCGAGGUAUAUACCUUUCCAAUCAAAAUCAAGGCUGAUUCUGAUGCUCCUGUCCUAAUCAACGAGAGACUUGUUGUCCUGGAAGGAAAUGAGAACAUCAUAAAUAAAGAAUAUCUCUGGGUUCAAACCUCCACCUCAACAGACUUUGUGUACAGGAUAGUACAAGAUCCCAAACAUGGUCGUCUUAUCAGAGACUCUCCACCAGGUGUGCAAAGGUUUGAUGGUGCAAUUAAAGUCUUCAGCAAUGAGGAUCUCUCUUUAAAUAGGUUAGUCUACAAACAUGAUGGAACAGAAACAAGUCAUGACCAGUUCACCUUCCUGGCAUUCGAUUCAAGAGGUGGCAAUGGUUGGCAAGAUGAGGGUCAUGAGGUACUGAGAGGAGUGUUUAAUAUUGCAAUACAAUCCAGGAAUGACUAUGCACCUCAAAGGGUCAUUCACAAACCUUUUAAUGUUGUCAGAAAUGGGCAGCGUUUAUUGACUACUGAUGACAUUCUGUUCAAAGACGAUGACUCAGAUUUUAAUGACACCCAGCUGGUUUACAUGAGAGUGGGAAUUCUUUCAGGAAAUAUUGUCUCCGCAGUGGACCCAACGCAACCUCUCUACCGCUUUACCCAGGCUGAUCUGAGGGACGGGAAGGUUUUGUUCGUCCACCAUGGGGCAGAUCGUGAGCGAUUCCAACUUCAAGUAUCUGAUGGCUUACAUAAGACAACGACUGUACUUCAGGUGCAAGCUGGUGACCCUUAUCUACGUAUAGCCAACAAUACCAUGGUGGUCAUGGACCAUGGUAGCACCAAGACAUUGAACACCAGUCUGCUAAGUGCAGAGACCAACAUGGACAUCAGAAGCGCAGCUGAGAUCAUUUACGAUGUGACUUCUCCUCCCGGUGAUGGUAGGAUUAUUGUCAGUGGAAUUGAAUCUUCCACUUUUACACAAGAGGACCUGACUAAGGGCGUGGUCUCCUACGAACACAAUGAGCAGAGCCUUAGCUCGAAAGAUUCUUUUGCCUUCACUGUGGAAGCUAAGGGUUGGUCCAUGGAGGGCACUUUCAGGAUCAAGAUAUUCAAGAAAGGGUACCUGUCACAGCCACAGGUUGUGUCGAACCUGGUGAUCCUUGCCUUUGAAGGAGAGCAUUCUGUUAUUGACUCAAGCCACCUGGAGGUGAUGCAAAGAGACAUCCUGCCCAAAGAGAUGGUGUACUCCGUCAAAGACUUUCCACGGCUGGGUCACGUGGUCAAACUCAACAACGACUCGGACAGCACGGCAUCACCCGUGCUGGACUACAUUCAGUCUUUCACACAAGAGGACAUAAACCUGGACAGAAUCUUUUACGUCUCUGCUUCCCUUCAGGGCCAGGACCACUUCACCGUUGAUGUCAGCAAUGGCUUUACCACUGCAGAAGAUCUAGAGGUGCAGGUGGUCAUUGUUCCACGCAUCAUACCCAUCCAGGUGGUCAACCUCACCGUGAGGGAGGGUGGAUCUGUGGCGCUGACCCAAGAGAUUCUGAAUAUCACACACCACUUCUACCGUUCCAAGAACAUCGACUUUAUUAUGGAGGAAGAACCUCAGCAUGGAGAUAUUAAGUAUCUGGAUGAAGAAGAUGGACUUCUCACCUUCACCUGGGAGGAUGUGCAACAGGGGCAGGUGUACUACUUCCACGACAGCAGUGAAACCACAGAGGACAGUUUCACCGUCAUGGCGUCCGCUUUUCACAUCAACCGUCGAAGCGCGUCCUUGACCAUCGGCAUUACCAUCCUCCCUGUGAAUGACGAACCGCCCCGCCUCCAACGCAACACUGGAAUGGAGCUUCUAGCCGGAGAGGAGUCUGAAAUCACAGCCAAGAUGCUGAGCAGCAAUGAUCUCGACACCCCUCCAGAGGAGCUGGUGUAUGCUAUCGAGAUGCCCAGCAAUGGGAUCGUUGCCUUUAAAGUGUCCCCGGAUGACAGCGUGGACAGUUUCACCCAGGCUCAGAUUAAUAAUGGAGAGGUUUUAUUCAUUCAUCAGGGCUCAGAAUCUGGUGGGUUCAGCUUCACCGUAACUGAUGGAGAACACACUUCACCUCUCUACCGCUUCCCUGUCAAGGCGAGACAGCUCACCAUCUCCAUGGAAACGGAGGGAGAACUCAUGGUCUUCCCAGGCACUAGGCAGGUGAUCAGUGGAGAUAUUUUGCGGGCCAUAACAAGUGAAGACGGUGAUGAAAUCACAUACUCACUAGUGAAACCUCCUCGCUUGGGACGAAUAAUCAAACCUAACCAGCGCGGACAGUUUGAGGAGAUCACCAAAUUCACACAGACUGAGUUGGAUGCAGGUGCUGUGUAUUAUGAGCAUCAGAUGCCUUCUCAGCCCUUCUGGGUCCUAAAAGAUUCUGUUGAGCUGUCCCUCAAAUCUCCCCCAGCAACAGAGCUGCAUCACAGCCUGCCAGUCACUGUGUCAUACUACGCAGCCAAUCGAAACGUGUCAUCUCAGCUCUGGAAGAACAAAGGUGUUUCCGUGGUCCAGGGUCAGUCUAAAGUCAUUGACAGCUCUGUUUUGGAUGCCUCCAACCUGCUGGCCAGUUUGCCUGAGCAGAAACGUGCAGGGCAGGACAUUGUUUAUGAAGUGCGUCGAUUCCCCACUCAUGGACGACUCACUCUCGGGGGGUCUGACCUGCCUCGGGAUGCUCCCCAUUUCCUGCAGGAUGACGUGGCACAUGGUGAUCUGGAGUACAAUCACGAUGACUCCGGAGCAUCUUCUGAUACCUUCUCUUUCCGGGUCCAUCUGAACCCCAGCGGUCGCACUCCUCAAGUCCAGCCUGGUGCCGUGGUUCUGGAGGAGAUCUUCCUGAUCUCCAUUAGACGGCGAGACUCAAACCCACCAGAACUUGUAAGCUUGGACUUGCUCCUGGAAGCACUGCAGGGCUCCACAACCACCAUCACCAAAAACUACCUCAACACAGUUGACCAGGACAGCACACCGGACGAGGUCCGAUUUACCAUCUCUAAGAUUCCAGCUAACGGAUAUGUCAUCUACACCGACUCAGGAGACCGGAUCAACCAAUUCAGCCAGGAAGACAUCAACACUGGGCGGGUUGCUUUUGUUAGUGACGGAAGCCUAUCUGACGGUUUCAUGGAGUUUAUAGUGUCUGAUGGGAAACACCAAACGAACCCAUACACGCUGCACAUCGGAAUCCUGGCCAAGUCUUUGAUACUGAACAAAGCUCCAGAGAUUCACGUAAGGCAGGGAGAUGACGAGACGCUAAUCACAGAGGACAUGCUGAGCACCUCCACUGGGGGUCCCGUUGAGGAAGAAGUGCUCUAUAAGAUCACCAAUGUCCCGAAAUACGCAGCCGUAAUGGUAGACAGACAGCCUACGUCGGCAUUCACGCAGAAGCAGAUCAAACAGCGAAGAGUGAGUGUCCGUUUCGUCAAGUCCACCUCACCGAGAGAUAGCGUGGCAUUUGUGGCCCGAAGCAGGGCGGCGAAUGUGUCCUCCGUCCUUAACAUUACCGUGAAACCGCUGGCAAAGGUAGCCCAGAAUCCCCUCCUCCCCAGAGGUGCUACUGUACUCGUAGACAGAAAGCUGUUGGACGCUGCACCUCUGGCCAACAAGACCAGAACAUCUCCAACCUUCAGCAUGAUCCAACAACCCCAAGGAGCUCGGUUUGUCAAGAGAGGUGGGCCAGAUGAUGGCCAACCAGUGAGUUCAUUUACCCAACGAGACCUGGAUGAAGGUCGGGUAGCUCUGGAAAUCUUAAACACAACCGGGGGACAAAACGCUGGAGGUCAAGGUCAAGAUGAAGCACGGUUCCUCCUUAAAGCGCAUGGUGUUCCUCCUGCAGAAUGCGUCUUGCCCUUUAAUGUGGUUCCUUACGACCCAUCUAAAGCUUAUGGCGCUACACUGCUCAAAGUGCCAGCGGUGUCCACUUCCGACAACAAUGAUCCAGGUCAACACGAGCCCAUGUUGAGAGAGGGUGAAGUGGCUUCUGGCAGCACUACGUCAACUCCUGUGGUGUCUAGACGAAAUACAUUGUGGGCUAUCCUUAUUCCCAUCCUCGUCAUCCUCCUACUCAUGCUUCUGGCUGCAGUGCUGGCCUACUACUUGGUUCGUCGCAACAAAACCGGAAAGCACAACGUCCAAACGGUGGCGGCAAAGCCGAAGAAUGGAGAAGUGAGUCAGGAGACUUUUAGGAAAACCGAUCCCGCAAACAACAUCCCCAUGUCAAACAUGGACUCCAAAGGGGCGGAUCCUGAGUUAAUACAGCACUGUCGGACAACAAACCCAGCACUGAAAAAGAACCAGUACUGGGUUUAAGAUGGGGAGGCGACCAGACACUUGUGUUUUCAAGGUCCUGAAUCAUUCCAGUCAGUGUUAUACAGUAUUCUCGCCAUUAUUGAUGCUUACCAAUUAAAGUCCAGCACAUAUUUGAGUUUAGGGUUUUUUAGAUGGCACAGCCAGAUCUGUGUGUGUGUGCUGAUGUUCUAAUAGUCACAUGGUCAUUUCUCAGCUGAGAUGGAAUUAACCAACUUUUAAGGUACUUUUAAGGUACUUUUGGACAAGAACAUAACAUGUUAUGUUUGAACAAUCCUUUGUAUGUAUGUUUAGGCAGUAAAUGGUUUAAAAUGUUAUUUUUCAAUGUUAUUUACAUUUAUGUUUGGUGUUUGUGUUGCUUUUAAACAUCAACCUUUUUCCCAGCUGCCUGUUUUCUUUCGUGACACAUUGCGUGAUUUAAAAUUGUGCUGACGAUUUGUCACCUUUGUGAUCACUUGUUUAAAAGAAUAUUUUGAGUUCAAUACUAGUUAAGCUUUGUUAACAGCAUCUGUUAUAUGAUGUUGAUUACCUGAGAAAAUAACAAAUUGGCAUGCACUUACAGUGGAAGUCUAUACAGCAAAUCACUAGCUAUGUUUCCAUCACCCUGUUUUUAUGCGCAAUUUAAAGUUUCGCUUCAAAAACGAGUGAUGGAAAUGACACAUUUUGAAUAAAAAUCCCAUAAUUCACAAAGCUUUUACACACACUUGAGGUGGUUUCUGACUUGUAUGAAGAGGGUUAAUACGAAUAAUGGGAGAUGGAAAUGCAUUUGUGGAAUUUUGUUCUAUGGGACGGCAUAACCUAACUAACUGGCGGACUGAUCUCGUUGCACAACAUCUGAAAUGUUGUUACGGUUAUUCUAAAAUUCUUAUUCCACCCCCCUGGAACACGAUUUUUACUAGGAGACCCCUCUUGAAAUGCAAUUGGGCUAGUUUUGGGCUACUAGUUUUGGGAAACCUGACAACCCAUGCCGUAAACUCAACUCCACUCCACUCAAAAAGCCCAUCCACCUAGAAAAGUAGUCCCAUUGUAUUAUUUUGUAUUGGUAUUAUUUAGACUAGUUUUUCCCAAACCUAUUCCUGGAGGCACACCAACAGCACACAUUUUUUAUGUCUUGGAUCUAUUUCAGGUUGUGGAGUUUCUACUAAUAAUAUCAUGAGUUGAUCAUGAAUAAACCAGGCGUGUUUGAGUAGGAAGAAUUUGAAAAUGGGAUUGAUUUAGACAACUUUAUAGCUCAAACAACAUUUUGUUUGAGCUUUGUUUGAACACACUUUGCAAUGCAUUACCAUAGACUCCCACUGCAAGUGCUUACUAAGAACGUAUUUUCUGUGGUAACUGACACUGUAACAGUUAUAGAUGUAUUAAGCCGAAAGUAUGCUUUGGUUUUCUGUUUUCAAUGUGCAUGAUGACAUUUCAACCAUUAGCAGGGUCUGCACAAUUUUUGUGCACUAACUGGUGGGUCUACUUGGUGUCAAGUCUCAUAGAUGGGCGGUUGUAAAGAAUGGGCAAACGAAUGUGUAAAAUGAAGGAAAAACUAUGGAUAGUAAAGGUGGAAACAAUGCAAUGGAUUUAGGAGGAAACAGAAGGUACCUGUGUUUGUACAACUUGUAUAGCAAUAUCUUUAGGCGUAUUAGCUACUUAUUUUUAUACACAACUCUCUGCUGUCCUCUACAGGUCAAGCAAAGUAUUACAAAGUGACAGUGUUAUGGUCAAUGGAGUACAAUUUGAAAAGGCUAGUAUGUUUGAAUGUGCAGGAGAUGUAACAGCAGUUGGACAAAUUAAACACACUCUGCUUCCGAUUAUGGUGCUAAUGCCGCUUCGAAAUCUUUUCAUGCCUGCUUAAGAAGAGUAAUUUCACAGCCACGCCACAUACACUGCUCAGUUUUGAUGGUUCAAUAGUGUAAAUAAGAAUUCAUGUUUACUUAUCAUUGUAUCAGCUGUGUGAAAGUACAACAAACAGCCUUACUGAAUGCUUUUAGUUAUUUUUCUAUAAAUCUAUCUUUUCUACUCUGUUGUACUUGUUUUGUCCGUAAAAGCUUUCAUCCACUGCACUGAUUACAGGCACUGAAGAACUGUAAAGUUUUCUCCUCUAGAACUGCAGCCACGGACAGGAAGUGAGUCAGCAGUGGCUGCAUUCACGCUGUGUCCUGAUUGGCUGCAGGGAAGAUAUGAGGUCAUUAUUCCUCAGGCUGCAGCAUCUAUUUUCCAGGGCUGCUUCUGAGCUCAGUUCACAACUUUUGUUUUAGGUUUAUAUAAAUAGAGAAAAAUCUGUAAGUUGUUGCAUGGCUGGGUGAAAGUAUGUCUGAGCAUGUGCAUCUUUACAAAAUUAUGUCUAGGGUUUACAGAAAUCUCUGCCGUCUGAGAAAUAUAUAUCUGCAGUGAUAUUCGGCGAACAAUAUAGUGAUAAAUUUACCCGACCUUACAGGAUGUCGUUAAAAAUCACUAUGACUUUCUUUCUUCCAAACUUUGUCACUGAAAUUUAAUUAACACUGUUGUAUGGAAACACCAGCCUGAACAACUUUUUUUAUGUUCCACGGAUGAUGGAAAGUCAUACGGGUUUGGAGCGACCUGAAGGUGAGUGAAUAGUGUUUUCAUUUUCUCUUCCUUAAAAAAUGUUUACAGAAUGACUGCCCAUUUGUUACUGGUUCUCACUGGAUUGCAGUUAAUCAUUUGGAUUCUCAGUGGGGGAACUGUAUAUUUAGUUGUUUGACUGGUCGUUUGGCUUGUACUAUUUAACAAUAGUGGCGUUCCUUAUAGUCACAGACCAAUUUUUCCUCAUCAUUCCAGCGUUUAAAUACAUAGAGGCAUGAUCGGUUCCCAAGGUACUGCAUAUGGAAUUUAUAUCACUGUUGUUGAUCCGAUUUUCCCUUUUCUUUAUUAAGCUAGUAUUACCUGCAUAUCCUGGGGUUGCGAUAUCCCAUCUGAGACCUCUCAGGACGUUUGUAUCUGUGUUUCUGCAGAGCAGAAUUGAGAUCACAUUAAAACUCAGGACAUCAAUGGUGUUUGUUCUCUGGGUAUUUAUGGGAAAUAUGUCGACCUUAAACCCAAAACCAUGUACAACCCCACAACCCUCUUCUUUUUUGGUGUUUUUGAAUUCUGUUUGCUUGUAAAUAUAUUAUGUCAGAUCACAUAUCCUGUCAUAAGAAUCAAAAUGCACUUUUCUCCAGCUCUUUGAUGAUUUCAUUUGUGGGUGAGACGUGAGAGUUUUCAUUUCCAGUGUUUAUUUAUUUUUAGCAUCUAUAUUCAGUUUAGUUUUUGUUCUUUUAAAACGUUUGUGAACUCAUUAUGUCCCUAUAGAAAAAAGUAAUAUGUCAUGGUCCC
Molecule: messenger RNA, 10280 nt
Organism: Labeo rohita (rohu)
Lineage: Eukaryota; Metazoa; Chordata; Actinopteri; Cypriniformes; Cyprinidae
Gene: cspg4
Product: chondroitin sulfate proteoglycan 4
Exons: 10
Coding region: 57-6965 (2302 amino acids)
Source: RefSeq, a predicted model, not a curated record